AUGAAAUCGCUAAAAAUUAAGGGGCUGAUGAAGGGGAAAAACGAGGAAUACUACAACCUUGUCUCAGUUAUAAGCCUCAACGAUGAGGACCUAGACGAGCAGAUUAUUCAAACGGAGGAAAAUGUGAAGGCUAAUUGGGCAGCCAUAAAAAGUGCCAAGGAAAUCAGCAAAAGUGAGAAAAAACUCUUUGGUGCAAUCAUGAGAAAUGAAAGAGUCCGCUUAAGGAUAAGGGGAAAUAUAAAAAAGGUACCACGCAGAAGGAGGGAAGAUCUCAAGGGGUAUUACCGGGAGGAAGCACUUAAUGGUUUCUUGGGUGGAGACGUAAGUAGUGACAAGGAAUGUAUGAACGGAAUUUUGAAUUACCUGCAGAAUGUCCAGGGGGUAAAAUUUCACGGAAAUGCCAUUAGGAAGGGGAGAAGCAGGCGGGGAGACAGCAUAGAGGAGGCCUCCUUCGAACGAUUGAAUGACCGAAGUGAUGUUGGCAGGCGGGAAAGCUUACGGAGGUUCCACCUUGUAUGGCACUGGGGGAAGCAAAGAAAGGGAGAGGCAAAAAGGGCAGAAGAAAGAAGGGAACAAGUAAGAAAAGAAAGGGAAGAGGCAAAAAGGGCAGAAGAAAGAAGGGAACAAGUAAGAAAAGAAAGGGAAGAGGCAAGAAGCGAAGAGGCAAAAAGGGCAGAAGCAAGAAGGGAACAAGUAAGAAAAGAAAGGGAAGAGGCAAGAAGGGAAGAGGCAAGAAGGGAAGAGGCAAAAAGGGCAGAAACAAGAAGGGAAGAGGCAAGAAGGGAAGAGGCAAGAAGGGAAGAGGCAAAAAGAGAAGAAGCAAAAAGGAGAGAAGCAAAAUGGGAGGCACACCAAAUGAACCGAAUCCCUCGCGUGAAAGACAGCAGGGUAGGGCUGACCCCAAUCCUUAGGGUCAAAAAUAAAGUCAUUCAAAAAAAAAGGGGGAAGAAAAAAAGCAUAAGAGCUAGCCAAAACGUUGCCACCGAACCGCUAACCAUUAACGAUGUGGUGGAAAAGACACUAAGAAGGACUUUUCGCGAAUUUAACAUGUGGAUAAAGGAGUUGCAGAAGACGAAGGUGACUAUCCAAUCACGACAGAGAAGAGAAGUUCAUUAUAGGACCAAGCGAGAAGAAAGACGCAGCCCUAUGUAUCAUUUGAAACAGGGCAGCUGUGUGAGUCGAAAAAGGAACAAGUGCCCCAUGAGGAGGAUCCCAAACUAUCAGCAGCAUAAAUUGUACUUUAACGGACUCUUCCAACACAUAAGAGGAAGGAAGAAGGUAUCACUAGCAAUGGCUUCUCCAUCCAAAGGGAGAAGAAUCCCAACUGAGGAGAUGGCUUCCAUCAGAGCGGCUACAAAUGCAGAGGAAGAGGAGGAGAAGUUCGUAAAGAAAAAACUUCUACUGAAGGAAAGGAUUAAGGACGAGUAUCGGAGGAAGAGGGAGGGGUCCAGUUUUUACAACAACAACGAUGGGUUCUUUCCACCUCAUGCGGAAGCUUCCUCCAACCCGAGAUGCAGCACUAACUACAUGUGCGACGAGACAGCCCUCAGCGAAGGAGAUCUCGACGAUUUGGAGUACUUCGUUAGCGUGAAGGGGAAGAACGCGAGGAGGUACGAGGGUUACCUUGCGCAGGGGGAGAAGCCAGAAGGCAAAGAAGCAGGGGCGAAGCCAGUUGUUCCACGCCCUGUGGAUUUUUCAGCUCUGCUAGGAAAGCGACCUGGCGACAGUCCAUUCGGAGGAAACUCCCCGCCCGGAAAAAGUGCAAACAAAGAAAUGGCCCAAAUGAAAGAGAAAUUGAAUCAUCCAAAGGAAGACAAAACGGAAUCGUGGAUGAAGGGAACAAUUGGAAUGACAACACGUGUAGGUGCCUCAGUGGACCAUCCCAGGAAAUAUAAUGCCACAAAAGGUAAUGCCACUGAUCGGGGAAGGCGCUCUGAUAGGAAUAAUCCACCGGAACGUUGCGAUAACCAGUUGGGUAAAAAUGCAGAGAAGGGGCCCCCCCCGGUAGAGAGCAAGAAAAAGCUUACCGGGAUCAUGAAGUCCAACACGAUGAUAUUGAAGCAGCAUCAGGGUAAGAAGGAAGGCCUAGUGGACAAAGGAAAGGCCAUCUUAGGGACAAACAAAGUGAUGGAUAAUGCUCCUAAGGAGGUGAAAGCUACACCGAAUAGUCCUAAAAUUGGGGAGAAUGGAACGGAUAAGAAGAACCCCGCAGUGGCAGGAGAUGAGAAGAGAAAGUCUGCAAUAUUGGGAAAAAACUCCACAAAGGUAUCACCUCCUGUGGGGGUGAAGACAGCACAGGAAACGCCAAAGGAGAGUGCUUCCAUGAGAGACGCUUUAAAAGGGAAGAGGAUUUCCCCUCCACUGAAGGGCUCGACACCCGAGGGGCUUAAUAACUCUCCCCGUGGUUUGGUCAAUCAAGACGGGGAACCCAAGAAUGCGGGUAAGUGCAGCUCACCCGCGAUGGACACCUCGGGGGUGAGCGAACAGAGGGGGGGAGCGGCCGUUGGAGGAGUCGCGGCUGCAGACGCGGAUAAACUGACUGCUAUCGAAAAGGAUACCACGCACAGUGGUGGGAAGCCGAAAGUUGGGCGGGUUGACCUAAAGGGGGGUCUGCCAUUGGUUAAGGGCAUCGAGGCGUCCUCAAAGGGGGUAGACGCCGCCAACCAGAUAAACGACGCGAAGAAAGAAAGCAGGCCCAGCGACGGAAGCGACAGCCGCUACAGCAGCGACGGGGCUCCCUCGAAGCAAUACCCAAAAGGAUUGAGCAAACGGCCAAGCAUUAAAACGGGUGUCAGUAAACCAGAUGGGAAUGAAGCCGGGAUGAAUCCCACCUCGGGGGGGGAAGAUAAAGAGAAGGUACAAAAUGACACCAAGGGAGAGCCGAAAAAGGAGCUCUCACAAGAAGGGGGAAACAAACUAGACACAGAGAUGGAGAAAGGUCACUCCGUUUCUUCCACCAGUGAGGUGAAGAAUGGAGAAGGUAACAAAAUGGUGGCCAGCGCGAAGAUCCCGUUGAAGCUCAACAACAUGGCGAUGAAGAAGGCCCUUCUCGGGAAGAUGCUGGCGAAGCGGGGGGAAGAAGCGAAAAAGGGGGAAGACAAGAAAGGAGAGGCGCCAGAGAAGGGAAAAGACAGCAAAGAAGGAGAGGCGAAAGACAACAAAGGAGAGGCCAGCGAAAAGAACAAAGCGAUGGAGAAGAUGAUUCCAAAGAUGAUCCCGAAGAUGCUGCCGAAGAGUAUUCCAGAGAGCAAAGUUGGCAUUUCGAAGAUGAUUCCCUCGAAAGGAGUCCCCUCAAAGGAUAAUUCUAUUUUGAAGGCAAAGGCAUGGCAGGUUCCGGGUGAGAAGGAGAGCGGGAAGGAGAGCGGGAAGGAGAGCGGGAAGGAGAGCGGGAAGGAGAGCGGGAAGGAGAGCGGGAAGGAGAGCGGGAAGGGGAGCGGCGAAAGGUUGUCUCUGAAGAACAGCCUGUCCAUCAAGGGGGACGCGGAAAAAGAAGACAUGGCAAAAGAAGACGUGGCAGAAGGGAACGCCGCAGAAGGGACCACAACGAAGGUGCCACCACAAGUAAGCACACCCACCGUGAAAUCUGUGCGAGACUUAAAGUGCACAAAAUCGGACGAAGGGGUACCCAAAGGAGAUAACAACUUAAGCAAGAGGGGGUUCAUGGAAAAUGCAGUGAGGAAAAACAUAGAGAGGAUGUUGGACAGAGCGGAGAAUUGUAUAGUGCCUGUUGGGGGUGAGAAGAAUGGCAAGAGAUUUAGCUUGGAAAAAAUUGCGCUGAAGGAGCGUCCUAAAGGAUUGGAAGUAAAGAAGGACAGAAAGGUGAAGGGGGGGAAGGGAACUGUCCUCCCCCUAAGGGAAGUUGGAAGUUCUGCUGCAAAUGAUGCUGCAAAUGAUGCUGCAAAUGAUGCUGGAGUUGCUACUGGGAGCGAUGCCGGAAGCGACGUGCCCCCUACCAAGGAGCGAAAAAGAUACUCAGUGACGCUGAACAAGUUUUCAAACAAGAUAGAGGUAAAGAAGAAAAGUUCGGUCGAUGUGGUUGAAUUGUUCAGUGCGGUAGAUAAGAAAUCGGGAGAGGAGGAGGAUGGCUGCGUUCGGAGUGGUAACAAAAGUGAAGACAUCGUUGAAGAGGAGGGUUCCACGGGGGGAGUUCAAAACGCGCUUCCAAACGGAUCACCAUGUAGAAGCGAUGUAGAGAAUGUGACUCCCCUAAGUGUCAACACCGCCGAUGAGGAACCAAAGAAGGCGCCGAUGAUAACACCUCUUGUUAAGAAGGACGUGCUGCCUAAAUUAAUAUCCAAACUGGCACUAGAUAAUAAGGAGGCAGCACCGUCGGGGGAGAAGAAUGGAGAUUUUGCGAGGGGGCGUGAAGGAGGAGAGACGAAGCCCCCGAAGGGGGAUGAAGAGGACCCCGGCGAGGAAGGCAAGGACAAGCACGACGGAGAACAGAAGAAGGAAAACCGAGUUGAAAAAAAAGGGGAAGUAUCACACAGUGAAGAAACACACGGUGAGGCAGCUCACAGGGGGGAAAAACUAGAAGACGACGACCCACCUGUGCCCAAAACGAACGUCGUGAAACCCCCCCUCUCACCACCCAAAAUGAAAAAUGCGGCACCUGGACAAGUGAAAGGCGCUCCAAAUGAAAGCAACUUUAUGUCCAAACUGCAGAUCGUGAAGAAUAAAUCUAUGCAGAAGCAGUUUCCCCUAAAAAAGGUCGCGAUGCUCAAGGGGAGUGGCGAGGAGAGUACUCCUAAUGGGAAUGGCAACAUCGGGGAGAAAGGCGGCCCCUGUGGAAGCAGCCUCUGUGAAGGAAGAAACACCGGGGAGGAAACCCCAGUGAAGGACCAAAACCCGCAAGUCAAGGCAGUGGAUAAUGACACCUCCCCGAAGGAUACCAUCACGAAGCAGGUAGACCUUCUCCCUCCCACAAGUGAAAAAAACGAAAAUGAAGCAAAAGACAAUUCCCAUGGCAGUAGUAGUGGACCGGAUCCCGUGGCCCACACAAAGAAAUGUCCAGUGAAAAAAGUACCACCCAAAUCGAUAGUCAAAAUUAUGCCGAAAAUCCCCCCCAAAGUUGUAGCCACUCCACUUAAUGAAGUUAAUGACUCAAAAAAAAAUGUGACCAAGGAGAAGCCGCCCUCUUUAAACAAUCUCAAAGCAAAGGCAUUUCCGCCACGAAGUGUGAAGGAAGAAGACACAGAAUAG
This is a messenger RNA of Plasmodium inui San Antonio 1, 5202 nucleotides long. RefSeq lists its product as hypothetical. Lineage: Eukaryota; Apicomplexa; Aconoidasida; Haemosporida; Plasmodiidae. Bases 1 to 5202 code for a protein of 1733 amino acids. The record is from RefSeq and is a predicted model, not a curated record. The transcript has a single exon.